UCCGGAAGUACUGUUUCGUUAGCCUCUGGUCUUCCGGGGCAGGUGUCGGCGUAGCAGCUUUAGGGCGGGGGAAGCCAUUUUUUGUUUCUGGGAAGAGUAAGGAAGAAACCGGGACAAAAGCGAGGGGACAGAAAGAGAAAAUAAAAGGGCUCAGCCCCUUUCCUCUGAACUGAAGCUAGGAAGCAGUUUCGGCUGGCGGCAAGGUCCCGAGGGCCCAGAGAUGUUCUCCCUGUCGAGCACUGUGCAGCCCCAGGUUACAGUUCCUCUCAGUCAUCUCAUCAAUGCUUUCCAUUCACCGAAAAGCAUAUCUGUUUCUGUGAACACACCUGUUCAGAAGCAGCGCCGAGACACAGCUCCUGAGCAUGACACUCCGAGUAGUGAGCCUGUACUUAAUUUAAAGGACCUUGGAUUAUCUGAAUUAAAAAUUGGACAGAUUGAUCAACUGGUAGAAAAUCUACUUCCUGGGUUUUAUAAAGACAAAAGAGUUUCUUCCCAUUGGCAUACAUCUCAUGUCUCAGCACAGUCCUUCUUCGAAAAUAAAUAUGGUCACUUAGAUAUGUUCAAUACGCUGCGCUCCUCUAGCCUGCACAGACAAUAUCCAAAAACUCUUCGAAACAUUUGUUCAGAUCUUCAGUAUUUUCCAAUUUUCACACAGUCUCGGGGCUUUAAAACUUUGAAAUCAAGGACACGGCGUUUGCAGUCUACUUCUGAAAGAUUAGCAGAAGCACAAAAUAUAGCACCAUCCUUUGUGAAGGGAUUUCUGUUGCGGGACAGAGGAACAGAUCUUCAGAGUUUGGACAAGCUUAUGAAAACUAAAAACAUACCUGAAGCUCACCAAGAUGCAUUUAAAACUGGUUUUGCAGAGGGUUUUCUCAAAGCUCAAGCUCUCACACAGAAGACCAAUGGUAAGCUGCUUGUACCACAGCAUAUAUGUGGAGAUCCCGUGACCUUUGGAAACUGCUUCUUUCCUUCUGCUUUCAUUCCGUCCACUGUCAAACUCAGCAGAAUAGAAGCUAGGUACAGGAGAGCACACUCUCAUGGAGUGACAGUGGAAGAUGGACAGAGAGAUCAUAGUGCCAGUCUCCGUUUUAGACAACCUCCAUUUCUAAAGCCUCUAAAGAAGACAGUGCUUCCCGUGACAUAUUUUCCUAUUCAGAUUUUGAUAUCAAAUACCCACAUGUAUUUCUUCCUGUUAGUUCGCUUCCGGACAACUACAGGACUUGAUUCUGCUGUAGAUCCUGUCCAGAUGAAAAAUGUUACUUUUGAACAUGUUAAAGGGGUGGAGGAAGCCAAACAAGAAUUACAGGAAGUGGUUGAAUUCUUGAAAAAUCCACAAAAAUUUACUGUGCUUGGAGGCAAACUUCCUAAAGGAAUUCUUUUGGUUGGGCCACCAGGAACAGGGAAGACACUUCUAGCCCGAGCUGUGGCUGGAGAAGCAGAUGUUCCUUUUUACUACGCUUCUGGGUCAGAAUUCGAUGAGAUGUUUGUGGGUGUAGGAGCCAGCAGGAUCAGAAAUCUUUUUAGAGAAGCAAAAGCAAAUGCUCCUUGCGUUAUAUUUAUUGAUGAAUUAGAUUCUGUUGGUGGAAAGAGAAUUGAAUCUCCAAUGCAUCCAUAUUCAAGGCAGACUAUCAAUCAACUUCUUGCUGAAAUGGAUGGUUUCAAACCCAAUGAAGGAGUAAUCAUUAUAGGUGCCACAAAUUUCCCAGAGGCGUUAGAUAAUGCCUUAAUACGUCCUGGUCGUUUUGACAUGCAAGUUACAGUUCCAAGACCAGAUGUGAGGGGUCGGACUGAAAUUUUGAAAUGGUAUCUCAAUAAAAUAAAGUUUGACAAAUCUGUUGAUCCAGAAAUCAUAGCUCGUGGUACUGUUGGAUUUUCUGGAGCAGAGUUGGAGAAUCUUGUGAACCAAGCUGCAUUAAAGGCAGCUGUUGAUGGAAAAGAAAUGGUUACCAUGAAGGAACUAGAGUUUUCUAAGGAUAAAAUUCUAAUGGGACCAGAAAGAAGAAGUGUGGAAAUUGAUAACAAAAACAAAACCAUAACAGCCUAUCAUGAAUCUGGUCAUGCUAUUAUUGCGUAUUACACAAAGGAUGCAAUGCCAAUCAAUAAAGCUACAAUCAUGCCUCGGGGGCCAACACUUGGACAUGUUUCACUAUUGCCUGAAAAUGACAGGUGGAAUGAGACUAGGGCCCAGCUGCUUGCACAGAUGGAUGUUAGCAUGGGAGGAAGAGUGGCAGAGGAGCUUAUAUUUGGGACUGAUCAUAUUACAACAGGUGCUUCUAGUGAUUUUGAUAAUGCAACGCAAAUUGCAAAGAGGAUGGUUACCAGAUUUGGAAUGAGUGAAAAGCUUGGAGUCAUGACCUACAGUGAUUCAGGAACACUAAGUCCUGAAACGCAAUCUGCCAUUGAACAAGAAAUAAGAAUUCUUCUGCGGGAGUCAUAUGAACGAGCAAAACAUAUCUUGAAAACUCAUGCGAAAGAGCAUAAGAAUCUAGCAGAAGCAUUGUUGACUUAUGAGACUUUGGAUGCCAAAGAGAUUCAAAUUGUUCUUGAGGGGAAGAAAUUGGAAGUGAGAUGAUAACUCUCUUGAUAUUGCUGGUUUUAUUACAGGAUAUAAGUAGCCCUGCAGUCUCUUUUUUGCUACACUCUUCAACCCCCAUUCUUGACUUGGCAUAUAAUUCAAGGAUGAGAAACACUUUGUCAGCCUUCUGUCAUAUUAUCAUAUUUUGGUAAUUCCCAUGAUGACACCCAUUGGAGACUAGUAACCCAUAGCAAGUACAUGAAACAUAAUAAAUAAAGAGCUGUCAGGAUUAAAGACAGAUUGUUUGAAAAAUGUCAAUUAAUCAUGUUGAAAGUAAGCAAUCAUUUUGUGGUUGAUUACUUGAAGUGAGUAAAAAUUGUGCCUUUAUCUACUGGUAAGUAUUUUUUUUUAAAUUUUCAAGCUAAAAUAAUUGAAAAACUAUCAUCUCCUGAUAGUAAUAUUUCGCUUUGGAAAAAAAAAUGCCAUGGGUAAAUGGAAUUUCUACAUAUAUCAGUGGAAAACAUUAAGAUGUACUUAAUUCUGUUCUUGAUUCACCAUGUAAACUGGCCUUUAAAAGGAGCUAUUUGAAUUGUAAACAUAAAGAUAUAAUCAGAAUUUAAAUGCUUGUAAUGUCUUUAAAAUGCAGCAUGCGUGCUCAUUUUCUUUCAGGUUCUAUUGCCUCACUGACGGAAUGGUUUUAGAACAGCAGUAUUUUAUGAUGUAAAUAAGUAACAAAAUAUAUUCUGAAUAAUUGUAUAAUUACCUUUAAUCUCAAAAUCACAAUGAAACCAAAAACUCAAUUCUUGUCAAAGUGGUCUUUCAACUACUGCCUUGUCAGAUUUGGAAGGCUGUACAUCUGCACAUAUUACACGAUUCAUCAGUAGUUUCAUAUUUAAGUCAGUAGAAUGUAGAGUGCAUUGUAUUGGUGUUAUAACCAAAUUAGAUUCUUGAAGGAACUAUUAAAAUUGCAUUCAGUUUUCUCAUGGAGGAUGUACAUGGUCUUCAUUGAAGAAAAUAGGUAUAAUUAAAGGGACCUUGUUACAUGAUA
Messenger RNA from Alexandromys fortis (reed vole), 3563 nucleotides. It is a transcript of the gene Yme1l1, whose product is annotated as YME1 like 1 ATPase. Gene Ontology annotation, cellular component: mitochondrial inner membrane. NCBI's taxonomy places the organism in Eukaryota, Metazoa, Chordata, Mammalia, Rodentia, Cricetidae. Bases 221 to 2572 code for a protein of 783 amino acids. The record is from RefSeq and is a predicted model, not a curated record. The transcript has 20 exons. Gene Ontology annotation, molecular function: ATP hydrolysis activity; metalloendopeptidase activity; ATP binding. Gene Ontology annotation, biological process: protein quality control for misfolded or incompletely synthesized proteins; mitochondrion organization.